This is a messenger RNA of Fraxinus pennsylvanica, 537 nucleotides long. NCBI's taxonomy places the organism in Eukaryota, Viridiplantae, Streptophyta, Magnoliopsida, Lamiales, Oleaceae. The record is from the annotation of a GenBank genome assembly.
AUGGCUGGAGUAUGGUUAGACAAAAAUGUCAAUACUAGUAAAGAUGAAGGUAAUUUGCCUGAGAUUCAGAUUUCUGGGGACACGUCGAAAUUCCAGUACACGAAUAGACAGGGAAAUAGAUCAGCAUUGAGGAUUUCCAGGGUUGUUUCUGAAACUUUAAGGUUGGGAGUGAAAGAUGUGAGGUGGUUUGUUAUGAGGGAUGAUGACACAGUUUUCAUUGUAGAAAAUGUGCUAAGAGUGCUUUCUAAAUAUGAUCAUAAACUGUUUUAUUAUAUUGGGAGUUUUUCAGAAAGUCAUAUUCAGAACAUAUUUUUCUCAUAUGGAAUGGCUUAUGGUGGAGGGGGAUUCGCCAUCAGUUAUCCAUUGGCAAAAGAGCUGGAGAAAAUUCAGGAUGGCUGCACUCAAAGGUAUCCUGCAUUGUAUGGCAGUGAUGAUAGGAUUCAGGCUUGCAUGGCUGAGCUACGGGUCCCACUUACCAAAGAAAUUGGUUUUCAUCAAGGAAGUCUGAAAAAAUUCAAGCCCAACAGCAAAGUUUGA